AUGGAAAUUGACAAAGAUGGAAAGAAGGAAAAUUCAAUACGGAGUAGACAUAUUUCAAAAUUACACGAGAGAGUGCAAACGAAGUAUUGUGAAAUGCAGAAGAAGUUAGAAAAAGCAAAGUCUGCAGAUCUUUUAGCAUGUGUUAAAGAUGACCAUAACACAAAACUAGCCCCACUAAAUGCAAAUUUAUUGCAAGAGGAUAAAAGUCAUAAUUUUAUGGCAACGCAGAAGACUGUUAAAUUAGAUGAUGCUAGAGGUAAUGAUUCUACUUCCCGUGAAAUUGUAUAUGAGGAGGCUACUAUUAGCGGAAGAAAUAUUGUACCCAUAGUAAAUUUGACAAUAAACGAUGACAAUAAUAUACAAAACAGUGAAAACGCUUUUCUCUUUGACAUGUCAUUUAAGGGAAGUCUUGAAUCACUAGCCGAAGUUAAAGAUGACGCCUUAAGCGAUGACUCAAUAGAACCCUCGUCCCCUGCACCAAAAUCAAUCCGAAGUCGUAUUCGCUUAAGAAUAAGAGAAGCUAGAAAGCGACGAGAGGAAAAAGAGAAGAACGAUAAAAACAAAAGAAGAAAUUCGUACAGUAAUGUUGAAAAGCUGAUUUUAUCGAAUACAACAAAGAAAGACGUCACAACAAGGGUUACUAAGAAGACUAAAAUUGCGACUGUCACCGUUGCUCUAAUAGAAGUUGCAGGGUUUAACGUACUUGAGGUAGAAAAGCCUCGAUACAUUGGCUGUCGUAUUAGAUUGGGAUCAGAAAAACGUAAAUCGAAAAUGAUUAAAACGAACGACCCAAAAGUCAUGUUUCAAGAAUUACAUAAUUUUAAUUUAUAUGAGGAUGAACAUAUAUUAGAAAUCGUUGUUUGGGACAAGGACGUUAAAGUAGGAAGACACACAAUAGAUCUGUCUAGAAUAGAAAAAGAAAAAACUAAAAAAGUGCAAGUACCCUUAGAUGACUCGGAAAUUCGAAUAUUUUAUUUACUAACAAUCAGUGGAAUUUCGGAUAUUAAUACUUUGUACAAUAUGUAUGAAAAUGAAGGAGGAGAGGCUAAAAAUUUGAGAAGAAAGUAUAAAUGGUAUCGUCUAUGCGACACAGCAGAUGUUGGUUGGUUAAACGUCAUAGUCUAUGGUGCAAAAGGCUUAACCGGAAAUGACUGUUACUGUAUCCUCUCGUUUAACAAUGAAAGGGUGUUUACAGCGACAGAUAAUAAAACUAAUGCACCAAGUUGGAUGAAAGUGUUUCAUUUCCAAGUCACUGACAUAACUUCAAUCUUAGAGAUAACAGUUUACGAUGAAAAGAAGGGCGAGGAGGUAGGAAAUAUUUCAAUACCUCUUCUGAACAUUGAGCCUGGGAAAAAAUGGUACGCAUUGAAAGAAAGCACGCAACGCGAACGUGCCAGGGGAAAUAACCCGAGAAUAUUAUUGGAAAUGGAAGUGUCUUGGAAUCUUAUCAAGGCUUCAUUGAAAGUUUUAACACCUAAAGAAGUUAAUGUAAUGGAAUCAGAGGAAAAGCUUGACAGACAUUUACUAGCUCGAAACAUAGCAAGAGGACGAGUUGUAAUGAUGUGGGUGGUUGAUGCGUUUCAGAUAAUAAAGUCAUGCUUUGAAUGGCAAUCAAGGAAAGCCAAUAUUAUAUCGCUAAUCUGUUGGUUAUUAUUUUGUUACUUUUUUAAAACCUGGAUGCUACCAUUACUAUUACUGUUGCCUUUCUUUAUUUAUCGACCUCGGGCGAAUGGUAAGAAACAAUUAACAAAAGAAGAGGAAAAUUUUCAAAAAGAAAAGGAAGAAAAGUCCCUACGUCAAAGAAUCCAAGAUUUUCAAGAAACGAUUCAAACAAUUCAAAACUUUGUUGGUAAAGUAGCAAGCCUUGGUGAAAGUAUUAAGAACUUAUACAAUUUUUCGGUGCCUUUCGUAAGUUUUCUGGCAAUUGUCCUCAUCUCCAUAAUUGCGUGUAUUAUGUUUUUGAUACCACUUCAAUACAUUUUAAUGGUGUGGGGUAUCCAUAAAUUCACAAGAAAAAUAUUGAAACCCAACAGAGUACCUCAUAGUGAAAUAUUAGAUUUGCUCUCUAGAGUUCCUGAUGAUAUCACUUUGAUUAACUGUCAAGAAAUACCACUAGAAGAGAUCUCGGAUGACAAUGAAUUUUGA
This is a messenger RNA of Pieris macdunnoughi, 2145 nucleotides long. Lineage: Eukaryota; Metazoa; Arthropoda; Insecta; Lepidoptera; Pieridae. The record is from the annotation of a GenBank genome assembly.